Molecule: messenger RNA, 2032 nt
Organism: Anopheles merus
Lineage: Eukaryota; Metazoa; Arthropoda; Insecta; Diptera; Culicidae
Product: mucin-2-like
Exons: 2
Coding region: 46-1848 (600 amino acids)
Biological process (GO): chitin catabolic process; carbohydrate metabolic process
Cellular component (GO): extracellular region
Molecular function (GO): chitinase activity; chitin binding
Source: RefSeq, a predicted model, not a curated record
CCACUGAUGUACGUACACUCCUCCUCUUCGUAGAACUACAGUGUGAUGUCCUACAUCGAGGCGGGUCUUAAUCCCCGGAAGAUCGUUAUCAUGGGAUCGUGCUACGCGUAUCUGUACAUCUCCAAGAUUUGCAAGAACGACACCGUCACCACGACCAAGUUGAGAACGGUGAUGCGCCUAAGCUACCUGUCCGCGACGGAGCUGAUCACGCGCGAGUCUUUCCGCACGUCCUGGGACGAUAUGCGACACGUCCCGUACGGCAUGCUCACCAAAGGCAUCACCAAAAAAUGGCUCACCUACAACGAUGUGGAGUCUAUGCGGCGGAAGGCAGAUUACGCACAGCACCACCAGCUGGGUGGUAUGGGACUGUUUAGCGUGGACGAAGAUGACUACGGGGGACGUGCUGGAUUCGGACGGUACCCAAUGCUACGAGCGCUGGUGUCCAUACUGUACCCUGAACUAGAUUGUAGCGAGGAAGAGCUGGAGGAGGAGAUCGAAACCAUCGUAUGUCCGUACACUGGCUAUCUGACGGAUCCAGUGGAACCAGAGUGCUAUUAUGCGUGUGAAGAGGGCAUAGGCCUACACGAUUGUCCCAAGAAAUGUUGUCCCCAAGGACAAACCUUCAGCGAAGUUCAGAACAAAUGUUAUCAAACUCCUGAUAUGACGCCUGCACCUUGCAGUUCUGGUCCCACUUAUCCUCCAAUGGGACGAUCCGUCUCAUAUCCGUCAUCUGAUCAAUAUCAACAGCCAAUAGGAUAUCAGCAAUCUACAGGAUAUCAACAGCCUACGGGAUACGAACAACCAACGGGAUAUCACCAACCUCCAGAAGUUUUAAGCGUUGUUCAGAACAAUUAUCCAAUAGUUCAGGCUGAUCCACAAAUUACUCCCUAUCAACCCAUGACAGUUGACAGUUUAGUGCCGACAUUGAUGGGAUCUCCAUCCACCAUGGCACCCAUGUACGCUUCCAUGGAUGAGCCGGAACAUCAAGCUUCCAAUUUAGUUGCCCACGUAGUUGUCAUCCCGAACGGUUCCGAGGGACACAUUACACCGGGAACGACGCCAACAACGAUCACGACCGAGGAGGUGGAAAUUCUGAACACCCCCUGUGCGCUAAAGGGAGAACUUGAACAAGCGACCGAUCCACCCGUUGUGAUAACCCCAAAACCGAACCGAUCCUCCCGGCGGGAAAAGGAUCGCAAAAGAAAGAGCCGCUCCAAGUCGCACUCGGGUAGAGCAACUUCCACCGAAACAUCGAAGGAAACAACACCCAUUACAACGCCCGCUCUCACUGCAACAGUAACGGAAUCACUGUCGACUGUUGGUAUCACAACAGUAACAACCACUGCAACAACAACAACAACAACAACCACUGCCAAGCCAUCUCGAGCACGUAAAACGACGACGGAUGUAACGCCCGGAAUUGAAGCAACCGAGCCGAGAAUGGUAUCCUCAUCUGCUUCAAGUACGUCCUCAACGGCGGCGGCGACCACGUCCACCACAAUCACUACCACCACACCACUGCCAACCACGACGGUGACAGUGACGACGACACCGCCAAGCACUACAGUGACAACUGCCGACGUGACUUUCGCAGACAAAACAUCGCCAAUCGUCACAUCACCACCAACAGCACCAGCACUGGCGACCAGUAGUAGUAGUACGCUGUCUAGCGAGCAACCAACAACAACGCUAUCACCAGUCCCACCGACGUUAUCCAACACGCGGAUAGCAACAACAAAAACGACAACAGCAAUACCAACCACUGCACCACCACCGACGGCAAGUACGGCGAUUGCCAACACAACGCUACACGACGCACCUUUACCCCUGGAAACGACCAUCACCUGAAUCGGGCGAUAGGAUAGAGUGAGGUCUCGCAACCGCCCUAUUUUUGUUUAACUAUUUAUGCUGUAGGUCUAAUGUGGUAAGGUGAUUAGUGAUCUGUAUUUAUUACAUCGUGCGCACACGACUUAAUAAACAUAAAACAACCAAAAGCGCUACGCAUGGGCGCACGUACUGCGCGCGCUCGAUU